GCUUCCAUCUUGCUCCCCGCAUGUGUCUGCUGUUAGUUUACAGGUCAGUGAGGAGCUUUAAAUACUUUCUUCUCUGCACUGUUAUCCCCUGAUCAGACGGCCAGAGAUGAAAGAAGCAAUAAUGAAUCAAGAAAAACUCGCUAAACUACAAGCGCAAGUCCGCAUCGGUGGAAAGGGAAGCGCCCGCAGAAAGAAGAAGGUUGUACACAGAACGGCGACCGCCGACGACAAGAAGCUCCAGUUCUCCCUAAAGAAGCUCGGCGUCAACAACAUCUCCGGCAUUGAAGAGGUGAACAUGUUCACGAACCAGGGCACGGUGAUCCACUUCAACAACCCCAAAGUGCAGGCCUCCCUCGCCGCCAACACCUUCACCAUCACCGGCCACGCCGAGACCAAGCAGCUGACCGAGAUGCUGCCCGGCAUCCUCAACCAGCUGGGAGCCGACAGCCUGACGAGCCUGCGGAGACUCGCCGAGGCUCUCCCCAAACAGGCUGGAGAUGGAAAAGCGCCGAUCGCAGCAGUAGAAGAAGAGGACGAUGACGUUCCAGAUCUGGUGGAGAAUUUCGACGAAGCGUCUAAGGACGAGGCCAACUAGGCGGAGAUGGGAGACGGCAGAACUCAACAGGACCACGUGGGGAGUGGAGGGGGCACGAGACGUUGUUUCGCAUCGAAGAAGCGGAGAGUUGACAGUCGAAACACCUGAGCAAGUUGAGACAUCGUGUCGGCGUUGAGCCUUCUGUAAAAAGCGCAACACUUCAAUUAAUUAUCGCCACACUCUUCAGUCAUUUCUUUUGAGUCGUUUUGUAGAGUAUUACUCCGUAUGGAAACCGGGGUCACAGUAUUUCGGUGUUCAGGUGUGUUUAUUUCUCAGUCCACCUCUUUGCCACCAGGCGCUCCACAUGCUUGUCGUGCUCAUGUGGUCUUAAUGUACAGUUACAGUAAGAGAUUGAGUGUCUGAUGCCCCCCGGCUGUACAUCCGUUUCCUCUGUUACUGAACUGUGGCCUCGCUAAAAUCACCAUAUCUGAAAUAAACCUUUGCUACUGUCACUUAACAGAA
Molecule: messenger RNA, 1057 nt
Organism: Poecilia latipinna (sailfin molly)
Lineage: Eukaryota; Metazoa; Chordata; Actinopteri; Cyprinodontiformes; Poeciliidae
Gene: btf3
Product: basic transcription factor 3
Exons: 6
Coding region: 107-595 (162 amino acids)
Source: RefSeq, a predicted model, not a curated record